AUGUGUCACGGACAUCCUCGACACCAUCCCUGCGCCCACACAUCCAUCAACUGGCACUACUGCCCGUCGGCGCUCAUCGAUCUCGAGACGGGUUAUGAGACGCCGUGCAGCAACACAUCGUUCGCGGCGGCCCAGCCCACGACGUCCGACUGCCCGCUUCAGAACUGCCAGUUCAAGAGCAAAGGCGGAAGCUGGACGUGCUGUUCGUGCCAGCAAGGUCCAAACACUCAAGGAUGGUGCACCAUGCCCAUGAGCAGAAUGACCAUGAACCCCGAGUCCUUCUCGGUCGAGUCAGUUGAGACAACUUGUGAUCAUGGCUGUUGCAGCAAGUGUGUUCAAUACGGCUCGGGCCGUGAUGCUUCGUCUGAGAUGACCUUUUCUGAGAUCCGCAAGGGGUCAGCGUCGCGCAAGUUCGGGUACAGCAGCGCCACCAAAUCUCAUCGUCGCGGGUCAGCCUUUUCGCUUCCUGCGUCCGGGGAAGAGUCUACGCCGUCGCCAUCGACGUCAAAGUCGAGUUCCGCAAGCUCGGGAUAUAAGGUUGGGAUGGAGUACACGUCGAGCAAGACCAAGUCGAGCAAGAAAAGCCACAAGAGCCGAAUAGACUUUCAGGCCAAGCCACAGCCAGGCCCAAAUCAGUCCACCCUGCGGCCCGAGAUGCGUCCAAGCGAGGGGAAGCUAUCGGCUCUUUUUGUCCAAAAGGCCCCCUCGGAAGAGCCAAAGGCCACGUGCGAAAGAAGCAUCUGGUUCCCGUCAUGCACCGUUUAUCGUUCGGGCCCUGAUAAAGAACUGAGACGAGACGAGACAAGGGUUGAUGAUGAUCUGCAAAUGUGUUUUUGGGUUUUGGGCUGA
Fusarium oxysporum Fo47 is the source of this 849-nucleotide messenger RNA. RefSeq lists its product as uncharacterized. The coding region runs from base 1 to 849 and encodes 282 amino acids. The record is from RefSeq and is a predicted model, not a curated record. NCBI's taxonomy places the organism in Eukaryota, Fungi, Ascomycota, Sordariomycetes, Hypocreales, Nectriaceae. The transcript is spliced from 3 exons.